This is a messenger RNA of Morone saxatilis (striped sea-bass), 2635 nucleotides long. RefSeq names its product monocarboxylate transporter 7-like. The record is from RefSeq and is a predicted model, not a curated record. The transcript is spliced from 6 exons. Gene Ontology annotation, molecular function: monocarboxylic acid transmembrane transporter activity. Gene Ontology annotation, biological process: transmembrane transport; monocarboxylic acid transport. The coding region runs from base 143 to 1945 and encodes 600 amino acids. Lineage: Eukaryota; Metazoa; Chordata; Actinopteri; Moronidae.
CGUGUGUGUGUGUUUGGGGACAUAUGCACGUGAGAAUACGUGUACGUUUAGGUCAGUCGUCCAUUGACACCGGCGGGAUUCCAGCAGCAACAGUGGGGCGACGGACGGACUGUUUCUGUCUGAAAGUAGCGGCACACAGGGCAUGGCACUGUGUGGAGCCAAGGGGGCACGUUUCUUGGGGCCCAAUGUGUACCCAGAGGCCCCUGAUGGAGGCUGGGGAUGGGUGGUGGCCGUGGCCUUCUUCUUUGUGGAGGUCUUCACCUAUGGCAUCAUCAAGAGCUUUGGCAUCUUCCUCCAGGACCUAAUGAAGGAGUUUGGGGAGACCAACAGUAGGGUCUCCUGGAUUGUUUCCAUCUGCGUGUUUGUCAUGACCUUCAAUGGUCCUCUCUCCUCUGUGAUGACUAACCGCUUUGGAUUCCAACUUGUUGUAAUGAUUGGAGGAUUACUUAUCUCCACGGGUACUAUUGCCACCAGCUUUACCAGCUCCGUCAAUCAAAUGUACAUCACCUAUGGAUUAGUUACAGGUUUGGGCUACUGUCUGACCUUCCUGCCCACUGUGACCAUCCUCUCCCAGUACUUUACCCGUCGACGGACUCUGGUCACAGCUGUGGCUUCCACUGGAGAGUCCCUGUCCAUGUUUGCUCUGGCACCAGCCUUUUCUGCAUUGAGGGACCAUAUUGGCUGGCGACACAGCAUGGCAGUGAUAGGAGCUUUACAAAGCAUCAUCAUUAUCUGUGGUGCUCUGCUCCGGCCAAUCAUUAUCAAACCCAGAGCGACCACUGCAACAGAGACUGACUUAUCAUCCACAAAGGAACUGGAGGCCCUCAGUACACGACAGAAUCGAGAGGGCACAAACCCAGAAGACUCUAUGACAAGCAAUGCACAUGCACAAAAUACCUCCCACAGUCUGGACAAUGAGCUAACCAGAGGCUCUGUGAGCACCGGAGACUCUGGUGUUCAAUCUCUAAAGGACACAGACAGCAGCAGCGCAGAGGAAAAGACUUUACUGGACAAAGGAGCAAGGUUAGAAACAGAACAGACAUCUGUGGAAAACAGUAUGGCAAAGAUUACCGAGUCUGAAACCGAGGAGAAAAACAGUAAAGAUGAAGAGAAACACUUGAUGAAAGAUGAGGAAAUGAAAACAGAUGAUGAAAAGGCAAAGAACUCAAAAUUUCUAGAUUUCUCCGUCCUCAGAGAGUGCAGUUUCAUUCUCUAUUCUCUGUUCGGACUGUUCGCCACGCUCGGCUUCUUCGCCCCUCCACUCUACAUCAUUGAGCUAAGUGUGAGUCGAGGUGUGGAGCGAGACAGCGCCAGCUACAUGCUCUCCACCAUGGCCGUGACCGAAAUCAUUGGCCGAUUCUUCGUUGGAUGGAUCCUAUCACGGAAGCAGUUAGUCAAGAAGAAGCUGCUUGUGCUUCUGGCGUGUGUGAUUGCAAUGACUGCAGACCUGGUGGGGUUUACUUUGGUUAGGGAGUUUUAUGGCCUGGUUGUUUGCUGCGCUUUGUAUGGUUUCUUUAUGGGAACCCUGGCGUGCACCCACAUCCCCAUGCUGGCUGAGGAUGACGUGGUGGGCAUAGAGAGGAUGUCUUCAGCUGCUGGUGUUUAUGUUUUCAUACAAAGCUUUGCUGGGCUGGCUGGACCCCCACUUGGAGGCGCACUGGUGGAUGUGACUCGGAAUUACGGAUCAGCCUUCUACUCCUGUGCUGCCGGCAUGGCACUUAGUGCCGUGUUCCUGGGUUUAGUAAAACCUGCAAAGAGAGGAUUACUCUGCAGGAAAAGGGACUCAAAACAUGCUGAAUACAUACAUGAAAGGAAAGGGGACUCAGAAGAACAGAGUGCAGUGAAUAAACGGGUCAUUGCCAGUCCAGUUGAGUUAGAUGACAACAUGGUCCAGGAUAAGGCAGAGGCCACAAGAGAUGUCCAGGGGGUUGUACGUUUUGCUUGAGCUGAUAACAGUAGGAUAUGGGUAAUAAAAGGGUCAAGCCAUAUGAGGGUAAAAGACUGUAAAGACUACUGCUAGCAAGUGAAAGUGAAAUGAAUACAAUGAACAUAAAGACCAAUAUUAAGUGUUUAUGAUCUGAUCUGAUGAUCCGCCAUUGUAGAUCUGGGCUCUGAGAGCAAACUAGAACUUUUAGACCACGUAUGUAUCAAAUGUGCCUUACAUGAUUUAUGUACCAAACAGUGUUUUUCUAGAGCCAGUACUGUUAAAAUUAAAGAAUAUAUUAUUAAAUUAGCUUUAAGUGAGUAAACGUUUGAUAUAGUCUCGCUUUAAAUGACAACAGUGUGAGAUGUGGAAGUAUGGAUGUAUUCAAAUGGACCAUGAGUUAGUUUUAGAUAUUCUAGAAACAAGAUGCAACACUGAUAUUUGAUGAACUAUUUACCUUCUGGUGAUCUAUACGAUAAUGAUAGCCAGGAAAACUGAUGCAAAUGUAGCUGCAAGAACAAUAAAUUGCACAGAUUCUGUAACGUGUUAUAGAAAAUACACAAAGCUCAGGAGAUAACAUGAUUGAAAGUGUUUCUUUUUAAUCAAACUCUUGCUAAGUUGAUGAUGCACUGUGAUAGAAUAUGUCAGACUUGAACUAUUUUUGUAGUAAAAUGUGUUCAAUUGCAUUAAAACAAGCGUGAUUUGAACCUC